Messenger RNA from Urocitellus parryii (Arctic ground squirrel), 3976 nucleotides. RefSeq names its product ZFP41 zinc finger protein (gene Zfp41). The record is from RefSeq and is a predicted model, not a curated record. Gene Ontology annotation, molecular function: RNA polymerase II cis-regulatory region sequence-specific DNA binding; DNA-binding transcription activator activity, RNA polymerase II-specific. Gene Ontology annotation, cellular component: nucleus. Lineage: Eukaryota; Metazoa; Chordata; Mammalia; Rodentia; Sciuridae. Gene Ontology annotation, biological process: regulation of transcription by RNA polymerase II.
UUCCUGCGGGCUCCUCACGCUGGUGCGGUGGGAGAGGCGGGCCGGGCCCGGGCGGCGGUGCUCUCUGGCCGCCCGCCCCCAGCCGGGCUCGGCGGGGCGUCUGCUCCUCUGGGCCGAGGCGCUCGCCACCCUUGGGCUCCACCAGACCCCAGCUUCAGACUCCAGCCUGGUUGACCAGUACAAAUAGGUGGAGUAUUGUUACAUGGAGCACCACAUUCUGAGUCUUGCCCUUUCAGCCACAGAGCCCGUGGUGCCGUCUUCCCGGCACAGAACCUCAGCCACACGCCGCGGGAAGCUGCCUCGAGGGGCGUGGUGUCAGGAGGAGGAGCUGGGAGCCCUCAGCUUCCAGGGUGCCUUCUCCCAGGAUCAGCAUGGAGAAGCCUGCAGGCAGGAAAAGGAGAACCCAGGCCCCAGAGGCAGAGGCAGGUGUGCAGAAGGCCACUCUGAAAGGAGAGAAAGCAUCUGGUGGCAAGAGACCCAGCAAGAGACCCGCAGCACCCAGAGAGCACCACAAGGAGCCGAGUCUGAGCCCUGAAGACGAGGCACAGCUCUUUGAUGCCUUCGACGCCUCGUUUAAAGAUGACUUUGAGGGUGUCCCUGUGUUCAUUCCUUUUCAGAGAAAGAAACCCUAUGAAUGCAGUGAGUGCGGGCGAAUCUUUAAGCACAAGACGGAUCACAUUCGCCAUCAGAGAGUCCACACUGGGGAGAAGCCCUUUAAGUGUGAUCAGUGUGGGAAGACGUUCCGGCACAGCUCUGACGUCACCAAACAUCAGAGGAUCCACACUGGGGAGAAGCCCUUUAAGUGUGGGGAGUGUGGGAAAGCCUUCAACUGUGGCUCCAACCUCCUGAAACACCAGAAAACCCACACCGGAGAGAAGCCAUAUGAAUGCCAAGAGUGUGGGAAAGCCUUUGCCUACAGCUCCUGUCUUAUCCGGCACCGGAAACGCCACCCACGGAAGAAGCAUUGAGUGGGGGUGGCCUUCAGGUCACAGAGUUCCCGCUGGGGCACCAGGGCUCCCUCAUGCAGCAUCCGGUGAGGCCUGGCCCUGUGCUGUGUGCUGCGCGUGCCCGGCUACCAUCCCUGUGGUCACCAGGAGAACCCACCCAUCAGUGUGAUUGGCAAGAGGCCUUUCUGCGUCAAGCUACAGUGGUGGCACGGGAGCCGCUCGGGGCUCCUUGCAGCCACAGCCAUUUUCCAUGCUGCUCUGUGCUGCUCAGUGCUCAACACAGAACACACCAGCCUGUCACCUGCCAUCCAUGGGGCACCUGAGGACACCCCUGUGUUCYGUCCCCAGCAGGAGUGGCGUUCGUAGUUGGUGAAGGCUGAUGGCUCCUGAGUGGCCCGCCUAUAGUGUCCAGUCCACUCUGGUCCUGUUACUAACACCUUGAAGACUCCAUCUGUGGAUKCUCAGCCCCUUGGAUCCCUGAGUUUAGUCCCAGGAACUGAGCAGGCACCUGGGACCCCGAGCUGGAUAGCAGUGGUCUGUGACCAGCUCUGGCUUCUUUACUAGGGUACCAGGCCCCAAGUUCAGCCCCUGUCCCUGGAACUGAGCCACACCUGUGCUCUCCCACCCAGCCGCCACCCCAGAUGGACAACCUGACUUACCCAGACCGACCCGUCAGACGUGGGCUCCUCGGCUCCUGAGUGCUGCCGCCUGGGGAGAUUCCUGCCCUGGCCCUGUGCUAGGCCCCCAGGGUGCUACCUGCAGCUUCCAUCCAUURACCUUCAGACAUGGUGGUGGCCCUGCCCCCUUGGUGGCCUCCACUCAGGACCUGUAGGUUGUGUCCCAGAUGCAGAGUUCCAUGUUGCUGAGCACCUGCCCCUGGUCCGGGCCUUGAAGACACUGCAGCAGUGUGGACAGAGGGCUGCCCUGGCCACCAGCAGCUGACAGGCCGCUGGAGAGGACCGUCCCAGCAAGGUGUCCUGAGGAAAGGACCCUGGAACCAACCGGCAAGACCCCAUGUUCCUGCAUUCAGAGGGGAGUAGAGAGGACCAGUGUCCACAUGCAGCUCCUCUGGCCAUCCAGGCUGAGGCCUUGUACACCGCUGAGGGCACAAUAGAGAGGGCCUCUGGGGACAUGUAGUAAGAAAGGCGGCGGGUAGGGUCGAGCAGAGAGGCCCUGUCAACACAACUGCUCUGCAGCAAGUGCCCAUACUGCACACCGCUCAGCCACAUCAGGCAGCUGCCCACCAGGGACAGUCCUUGCUCACUGUCAGCCGCCAGCCAUUGCAGGGGCGCUUUUCAUACCAACUCCAUGCUCAGAACCCUCUGGACACCUGAGAAGAGUCCUGGGAGAAACGGGACAGUCCUUGAGCCAUGUGACAGGGCUCCCUCACAGGAAAACGAUCGACAAAAGCCAGAAGCUUCUCAGGAGCUGGAGGAGCCCACCUAGGCAGUGCCACUAUAACCACCAUGUCCAGCAGACACUGCCCACUGGGUCCUUGACCUGGUGUUUCCCAGGCAGCACCCAUGCCAGGCCCUGUGGGGAAGCAUGGCCUGCAGGUUGCAGCUAGGCCUUACCCACAGAGAGGCUCUGCCAGGGACCGGACAUCACGAAUCCAGACCCGGUGUUCUGGUAGCUGCUUUUCUCUCCCUGAAGCCUUCUCUGGCACACAGGUGGGCAGGCUGGCCAGCAGCAUGGCCUUGGCCUGUCUGCCUGCAUUUUCUGACUCCCAGUUAUACCUGGGCACCAUUCCCUGUAUCUCAGAUCUGUCCCAAUUUGGGCACAAGAUAAACUCAUUUCCUUCCUGUGCCAGUGAGCUCAGACACCAAGACACUGUGGAGGAAGGCAGGAUGCGGGUGUGGGGAGAGCCAGGUGCUCAGGAGCAUGGGGUAGGCUCCAGGUGAGGAGCUGGGCCCACACACUGCCGCAGUCUGCAGAGAGCAGACGGCUCUGGGCCUGUGUUUUCCAGAGCCUCAUACCUGGAACUUGGCCCCUUCUUCCUCCUGAACACCAGGUACAUGUUCAGCUCAUGGAGAACAGGCAGGCCAUCCUCAACUUGACUGCACCCCAGGACUUGUGCUUGUCUGUGGUGCAGCUCCAGCUGAUGCCAAAGUGGCACAGGGAGAACCUCGGACCAGCAAGGGUCCCUGGGCUUCUGCAAGCAGCACCCAUGCCAGGCCCUGUGCAGACUCACCUCAGCUACCUGUGGGCUCAUCUCAGUGUUUGCACCUCUUUGUUUUCCUACAAACAAAGGACUCCUGGUGCAGCUGGAGGCAAGUAUCAUAGGACUCUUCUGACCUGUCUGGGGCAGCACCCUGUGCACCUUAGUGACGCAUGUACUGCUGUUAACAGUCAUGUUCUGGCCUCUUGUGCUGUGGCAGAUACUCUCCCUAGUCCAAUUUUUCCCACUAUAAUGUGUAUUGUCCAAAAAUUUAACUCUCCAGCUAGCCAGAGUCGCUCCACGUGUCUUCAACUUUGGGGUGAAACUGUUUGUGGCUCCCUCCACCCUGAGGGCUGCCUUGCGGGGCCACCACAGCUCUGGUCACCGAGSCUGCCUGUCCCUGCUGCUCAUGGACAUGUGUCCUCCUGGAGUGGACGUCUGCCUCCAGCCCAUCUGCUGUGUUCCWUUGUGCCUCCUGCAGUUUGGGGUGUGCUCAAGAUUCCCUCAAGGAGGAGGCCACUGGCUUCCUCUCSAGGGAAAGUGAGGAUGCCCCUUCCCAGGUCCCCCCAGUACAGGGUGGGACCCCAGCUGGCCACUGCCCCCAGUGAAAGUCUUUAGGAUGCUCCCAUUAACCAAACUCAUGAGAACCUGACACACACGAGAAAACUAAUCACUGCCUUGUAAUGGGAGUGCCCCUUCCCAGAGACAGAACACCACCCUGCCUUUCUGGCUCCAGGCAGCUGGGAGGGAGGCUGGUUGGAGUUUGGUCAGUUGUGCUCACCUGCAGUCAGGACUUCAGGGAGGCCUGGGAGGUGUUCUGGGCUCCUCCCUGGCACCCUGUCAUCCCCAGCCCCCCUCCCUGAAUUCCAGA